AAUGAACGGAAGGCAGAGCUGCUCAAUCUGUUUCCUCGAUGUUCGCUUUGGGUCUCAGCGCAGGAAGCCUAGUGCUAUGAAAAGGCAGAGGAAGGAGCCUCUCCACCUCCAAGGAGCUAAUCAGUCAGGAGCAGGCGGAGUUGGGGUGGAGAAGAGGUGGGGAAGUGGACGAGGGAACAGAGACACUGGCUGGCAAGGACACGCUGUCACAGAGGGAAGCUCCCCACAUCUGCAGCUGGGCUUACAACAGGGUGGAUAUAGCGAGCGAGCUGUGUGAGCAAUGAAAGCAAAAGCUGACAUGAAUUGUGUUGGGAAGACUUUUUGUACCUUCGUUCUGCUCACUGUCACUGUGGCCAUGAUACCAAUGGAUAACAUCAGAGUGUAUAAAAUAGCUGGUUCCAGUGUUAAUCUGACGUGUGGUGACAUUUCAAGGGUGGAUCUGGUAAUAGUAAUAUGGAAGAUAAGACCAAGGACUGGAAAUCACUGCCAACUGGCAUACAGAACUGAUCUGAACAAGACAGGCAGAACAAACUGCAGUGAGAGAAUGGAUUGGAAAUCUAGCCCUGAUACUGAUAGUGCACUUCAGAUACGGCAAGUGACACUCACAGAUGAGGGAUGUUAUACCUGUGAAACUUUUACCAGCGAUGGAACUUUCAUUCGAACCUACACUCUGACUGUAUUAGUCCCUCCUGCGGUGACCUUGACCUGUGACAGUAAAGGGACCGCUGUGUGCAAGGCAGCUGCAGGGAAACCAGCUGCACAGGUCUCUUGGGACCCAACUGGAGAUCCCAGGACUGAGCUUGAAAAUCACACAGAUGGGACAGUGACUGUGCUCAGUAUAUACAGCUCCAAAGAGACUAGUAUCACCUGCCUGGUCUCUCAUCCGGCUUGGAACACGAGCCAAUCCAAGGAAUGCACAUCAGAUUGA
Chrysemys picta bellii (western painted turtle) is the source of this 928-nucleotide messenger RNA. The record is from RefSeq and is a predicted model, not a curated record. NCBI's taxonomy places the organism in Eukaryota, Metazoa, Chordata, Testudines, Emydidae.